This is a messenger RNA of Aspergillus heteromorphus CBS 117.55, 1560 nucleotides long. RefSeq lists its product as uncharacterized. Gene Ontology annotation, cellular component: nucleus. NCBI's taxonomy places the organism in Eukaryota, Fungi, Ascomycota, Eurotiomycetes, Eurotiales, Aspergillaceae. The record is from RefSeq and is a predicted model, not a curated record. The transcript has a single exon. Bases 60 to 1463 code for a protein of 467 amino acids. Gene Ontology annotation, biological process: regulation of DNA-templated transcription; DNA alkylation repair.
UACAUUCUGACUCCUCCGAGCUAUAUCUACCUCUCAUCACACCAGACUGGAACAGCUAGAUGGUCUCUCUCCGGCCUGUCCGGCCCUGCAUCUCAUCCUGGUCAAUUUCAACAUCCCUCAUACGCUCGCAUCCCCGCCACUACGAGACCAUGUCGGACAGAACAGCCCGAAACCCCCCGCAGAAGAAGGAGAAGAGGCCUCCGCUAACCCACUUUCUUUGUCUACCACUCAUCAAUCCCAUCUCACUUCCUCAGCUCGAGUCGUCCCUAGCGACAUUCAAAGCUGCCAUUCCUCCCAAACCAGGAGCGGAGCAGCAGACCAACCCCACCCUACGAGAACUGCUCUCCAAACAACCCCUCAUCCCCCAUGGCGCCCUCCGCCCCGUGGGCACUCUUCACCUAACCCUAGGUGUUAUGAGCCUGCCCACAAAAGACCGACUCAACGAGGCUAUCAACUUCCUUCAAUCCCUCGAUCUAGUCUCCAUGCUCCGCGAUGCUGAAAAAUCCGCAAACAGGCCACGAGGGAAAAGACCACUCUCACCAGAAGCAGUUGAAAAGAAACCUUGCACUACAUCGCAAGACAAGAACAUUGCUGUUCCUAGCCCUUUUACUAUCUCUCUCGAAUCCCUCCAUGCCCUCCCCCGCGCAAAGGCCGCUACAGUCCUGCACGCAGCCCCUGUGGACACUACCUCGCGCUUAUAUCCCUUCUGCGAGAGACUGCGCGAUAAGUUCCUCGAGGCUGGGCUCCUGCAGGGCGAGACUAAGCCAGAUGCUUCUGCUGGGGAAGCAACGUCCAAACCCCCUCCAGCUGACGGACCAUUCCUCCCGGUAGAAGGGCCCGUCGAGGGUGUCGCAGAAUCGCGCACACCAAACAGUCCGAGAUCGAAACGUGAAGGAAAGUCGCAGCAUGUACGACCUCUUCUGCUACAUGCUACGAUCGCGAAUACGAUCUACGUGAAAGGGAAACGACGUGGGGGUGGUGGCGGUGGUGGUCAGCAGGGGAGCAAGAACCAUCGGAGUAGUCAAUAUACAUUCGAUGCGCGAGACAUUCUCGCUCAUUAUCGGGACUACUAUCUCGAUGCGGAGAGGACGGUUCCCCGGUCUGGAGAGAUACAUGUUCGGGAGAGCUCAAAUGAGGACGCUGAUCUUACGAACAACAGUGACUCUGGAGCGGAAGCAGAGAGUAUCAAGACCGUACCCGCGGGGAAGAAACAGAAAGCAACACCCGCUACUUCAAAACCGUUUGUGUGGGCAAGGGACUUCCCCAUCGAAACAGUCUGUAUCUGUGAGAUGGGGGCGAAGAAACUUGAUCCCCAGGAAGACGACGAUGGAUUGAAUGCGCGGCUUGGGGAGAAAUAUCGGGUUGUUGCGGAGAGAAGCUUGCAGUUUGAGACUCCGGAUACGCAGGAGGAUGAACAGGGGAAUAGUAGUGACGGCAGCUUGGAAGGGGGCGUGCAGGUCUGAGGUAAUUUCUGUUGUAGAUAGACGAUAGGAUCAGAUCGCAUUGUGUAUAUAGAGGUAACGGGAUAACGGAUGGAUGAAUGACCCAACUAAUCGACCG